Messenger RNA from Dioscorea cayenensis subsp. rotundata (Guinea yam), 1020 nucleotides. RefSeq names its product GTP-binding protein SAR1A. Gene Ontology annotation, molecular function: GTPase activity; GTP binding. Gene Ontology annotation, cellular component: endoplasmic reticulum exit site; COPII vesicle coat. Gene Ontology annotation, biological process: endoplasmic reticulum to Golgi vesicle-mediated transport; vesicle organization; membrane organization. NCBI's taxonomy places the organism in Eukaryota, Viridiplantae, Streptophyta, Magnoliopsida, Dioscoreales, Dioscoreaceae. The record is from RefSeq and is a predicted model, not a curated record. The transcript has 3 exons. Bases 213 to 794 code for a protein of 193 amino acids.
CUCUUUCUCAUCGAUCUUCAUCUCUUUCUCUUCUUCGCUCUUUCAUUGCCUUCGAUCUAUUUCUAGGGUUUCUAUCGCUUCUAAUCUUCAUCUCCGGCGGCUAGAUCAGGGCUAGCGUCGCCGGAUCAGAUCGAUUCCGACCGGAUUCCGGCGUGGCUCAAGGCAAUUUGGUGUGAUUGGUGCGUCUACCGAGUAAUUCAUCACCAGCCACCAUGUUUCUCUUCGAUUGGUUCUAUGGCGUGCUUGCAUCGCUUGGAUUGUGGCAGAAGGAGGCGAAGAUCUUGUUUCUCGGUCUUGAUAAUGCCGGGAAGACGACGCUGCUCCACAUGCUCAAAGAUGAGAGAUUGGUGCAGCACCAGCCAACGCAGUACCCAACAUCGGAGGAGCUGAGUAUUGGGAAGAUCAAGUUCAAAGCUUUCGAUCUUGGUGGCCAUCAGAUUGCUCGCCGUGUCUGGAAGGAUUACUACGCCAAGGUGGAUGCUGUGGUUUAUCUGGUGGAUGCCUAUGACAAGGACAGGUUUGCAGAGUCAAAGAAGGAGCUAGAUGCGCUCCUUUCGGAUGAUUCACUGGCAAAGGUACCUUUCCUUAUACUGGGGAACAAGAUCGACAUCCCAUAUGCGGCAUCAGAAGAAGAGUUGCGCUACCAUCUUGGCCUUAGCAAUUUCACAACAGGCAAAGGUAAGGUAAAUCUUGUCGAUUCCAAUGUCCGGCCUCUCGAGGUCUUCAUGUGUAGCAUUGUUCGUAAAAUGGGCUACGGCGAUGGAUUCAAAUGGGUCUCCCAAUACAUCAAGUGAAAGAACUUAACCUUAUUUUGUAAAGCCUUGUUGGUGAAUGGUGAAAAAAAAAACACAACAUUGCAUCAUUAUUUAUUCACCUUCUUGCCCAGUAUUUCAUGUCUUCUUCACCAGCUCCCAGUGGAAAUAUUCAAUGGGAUGGCCACCAAAGAGAACAAAAAAAGAAAAACAUUGUAGAAGUUUGAAAUGUAACUUUUUAUUUAUGGUUACUUAUUUGUUUGGUUCA